UGCGCCUGCCGAGGUGGGUCCCGCAAACGUGGCAGAGCUGCCCGCGGGAGAGACAGGGGCCGUGGCCAAUGCUGAGACCUCCCCGGAUUCUUCCUUGGGAGAUGGGCGAGCAACAGGAAUACAAGCGAAUACAACGUCCCCAACUGCCUUGGCCUCUCCCAUGGAAACCGUGGCUAGGCCCUCAGCUUCAGAGCAAGGAUCUCCAACCCCUUCAUUUUCUGGGGCCCCAGAGCCAUCCCCACGGACAGGAACUGGGCCAGUUGGGAGGGCAGAACAAACAGCCAUCUCGGCCAGUGACUCAGGAGUCCCCUUACCAGGCCUGGAGGCAGUUACUAGGCCACCACUAACUAUACUACACCUGUCCACCGCUUGUACUCCCUCGGCUCCGGGACCCAACUCCCCCUCCCUACCUGGGGAAAAGGGGUUAACACCACCAGGACUCCCCAAGGCUACCGGGGGUUCAGCUGGUGCGUCACACGUGUCGGCUGCCACAACUUCAGCACCCUCCGGACAACAGGUGAAGACUCCGCUCCCCCUCUUAGGAGCAACAGCUCUUCGGUCCGAUACCAGAGCAGCGCUGGAGCAGGAGAGAACUGCGUCUGUUUCAGCUGGGACCAGAGAGGCUAUUGCAAGGGGUACGGGCCAGUCAGCAACACUCACAGCUGUGCCACUGUAUCCAUACGGGGCCAAGGCAAACGAUAAGCAAUACGUGGACAGAAGAGCGGAUUUUAACUCGCCUGUCUUCAAACCCGAGAUUGGCUUCCCGUUUGGGAAAACGCUGCGCGAUUCUCUAUACUUUACAGACAAUGGACAAAUCGUUUUCCCAGCCUCGGACAGCGACCUGUUCCCAUCGCCAAACCCUCUGCCCGGGGGAUUUAGUGGCCGGGAGAAAACACCAAUGGUCGCAGUGUUCUGGGAUAACGCCGACUUCUCCCAAGGCGAUGGCGCCACCUUUUACCAGGAGUUUGUCACUCUCGACUCUGCCGAGCACCCCGUUGUCCGAGACGUGGAGGCCAAGAUACGCCGGUACCUGAAGACGUCGUACUCUGCAAAAUGGACCCUUAAGAUCACCUGGGAGAAGGCCCCGGCCUAUCCCGCACGGCAGCCUGUCUCUCGGACAAACACCUACCAGGCUGUCCUCACCACGGACGGAGUCAAGUCCUACGGCCUGAUCCUUUACCAAGAUGGCGGCAUGCAAUGGGAUUACACCAGGCUUGGCGCCACCAAUGUGCUAAUGGGCUAUUCCAGCGGGGAUGGAUUUUACCGGAAUGACGAUCUGACCCGAAGGCCCCCGGCUGCCAAAUAUCGGCCUGACCAGUUCAGAGGCUACAACACAGAUCUGCGCGGGCUGUGGCUGUACGGCCUAGCUAGCCAAGAGCGCGUGAACUACCGAGUGCAGUGCCUGGCCUGGCUGAGCACGCAGCAGGAUCCAGCUGGCUGGAACAAGGACCUGCCCUCGUGCCCUUGCUCCUUGCCCCCAGCAGCAUCGGAGCCGCGCUACCGACGGAGCAGAGGAGGCUUGGCGGACGCCCAGGUGACCCUGCUGUAUCCAGUCUCCCCCAACCGGUACGGCGCCGGGGUCCGCUGUCUCUACAACAGCCGGAAUGAGCUCGUCGACGGGCGGCAGGAGAGAUCCUGGAAGGCCUGGCGUCACGUGGCCUCCUACCGUGAUCCAGAGUUGAAGUUCCAGGCCUGGUGCUGCCGGCUGGCGGGGAGCCCCCAGCUCUGUGCUAAGUACAGUCAGAAGAGACCCAAGACCAGCUGUGCUGGCUACAGGCAGCCAAGGCCAACAUCGUCCUCGGAGGAGGCAGACAGCUACUCGGAGGAAGGGAGAGACUGAGGCCGGGCCCCGCAGGGCUUUGGUGGCUCCCCCCGGCCAGCCUCGCGCUGCUGUUGCUGCGUUGCUGGAUGGGAGCGGCACAGAACCUGUCCGGCGGGCGAGAGCUCCUCCGUGCGCGGCAGGGCCGAGCGUGCCUCCUUCGCAGAGCGGGCGGGGCCGUGGGGAGGAAGCCGGCGAGGUUUUAUACAGGGGUGUCUGUUACCCCCAAAGCACUUCCAGUUGGCAAAUAAAGGCUUGGAGGA
Pelodiscus sinensis (Chinese soft-shelled turtle) is the source of this 2082-nucleotide messenger RNA. RefSeq names its product mucin 4, cell surface associated (gene MUC4). The record is from RefSeq and is a predicted model, not a curated record. Gene Ontology annotation, molecular function: ErbB-2 class receptor binding. NCBI's taxonomy places the organism in Eukaryota, Metazoa, Chordata, Testudines, Trionychidae. Gene Ontology annotation, biological process: cell-matrix adhesion.